This is a messenger RNA of Cylindrotheca closterium, 3462 nucleotides long. Lineage: Eukaryota; Bacillariophyta; Bacillariophyceae; Bacillariales; Bacillariaceae. The record is from the annotation of a GenBank genome assembly.
AUGCACCAGGAAGACGAACUCGUUAUGGAAAUCUUGUACAAGAGACUCGCAAUGGACAAGAGUGAUAGGAGUUAUGAAAUGAAUCGACUCUUCCAUUGUAUUGCCAAUCGCACCUUGGAGGAAUCAAGGGUGAGGACGACGGUCUCGGAGGAAUCAACGACAUCACAAUACAUCUCAAAAGUGAGCUUCAGAUCACCAAGGAAUCAGAUGAUUGAAAAGUAUUACGCCUUGCUUCCUCAGCCAAAAGUAGACUUCACUGCUCUGACACAAAAUGCCAAGAAGAAAAAGGCAAAUCUGAUGAAGGAAAUUAUUGCUCAAUUGGUGGGUCCAGAUCUUGCUCAACAAGAAGCAUUUCUGAAGCUUUCAUUCAAAAAGUUCAAAGACCUUAUACUUUUCCACGAGGAAGACUUCAAGUGGAACGAAAUGCACAUUGCUUUAAUACUUUGUAUUGUGGGCAGUGCCAACAAGGUGAUUAUGCUUGAUCGAUUGGAACGUCUUCUCCUUGGAAAUACAAGAUUCCCGCCUCAACUGAAGGUGUUUCUGUCAAAGCUUGGGUGGAAGUGGAGAAUGCGCAUUGAGGCUGAGAUGAUACCCCUUGAGAUGAAUGGCAACAAAGAAGUGAGGCCCCAACUCUCUUGGCACCUAGCAACGCCACUCCGGGCUCUGGAGCGGCAGGUGGAGGCAGCAUUUCUGUCUGGCAAUUUCUUGCAUUCAGGCGACUUUUCGUUGAUGGAGGACAUAAUCGCUGUUGUGUUCGGCGCUGACAAAGAUGAAAUUGCAACAUCGAUGCUAAUUCGAAUCUUGAACCGAAUAAAGGGGAAUUGCAGUGCAUUUGUCACGACCCUGGCGAUGUACGAGCAUGCAGCUGAGUGCCAUGAGAAUAUGAAGAAGACAUUUUUGAAGAAAGGUUCUCGGUUUCUGCAAUUGCUUUUGGACAACAAAUGUUUUGCACUUACGGUCAAUUCCAUUGACAAAGACAAAGGACACGUUGUCCAAAGCCAGUGCAUUGCAAUAAAUUUGUUUGCAGAUCAUCGUCAAAGUGCAACUGAUGAGAGGAUGCUUCCCCGAAUGAAAGUGAAGGUCGAACGUUGCAAAGCAAGAUUUUGCUCCACAGCAGACUUCAAGGUGGUGACGUCACCUCAAGAUUUUGAAAAUUUUAAAAAUUUUGAGAAUGAGAAUGAACCAGCUUUACCGGUACAUAUAUCAUCUGUUGGUGCGAAGGAUGAGACCGAUAAUGACGACGACGAGAAAUCAAGUUCAACUGUCUCAACUUUUUGCGACAAUGCUACUCGAUUCUCCGAUGAUGAUGAAGCAGAAGAUGACGCAUCAUCUAUUGGUGAAAAGGAGGAUGACAACAGUAGCGACGAAGCGCAAUCAAUUUCGACUGUCUCAACUUUUCACGACGACGAGCAUGAUGGAAAAACUGAUGAAGCAUUGGAUUUUUGCUUGAAUGAUGGAACAAGCAGAAGUGAUGACGACGAAGAAGAAAAUUUGUCAAAUCAGAAUGGUGGAACGACUGACGAAGAAGAGAAAGAUAAAUUGGACGAUUACAAUGACUUGCAUGAUGAUGCAACAAGAGCUGACGAGGACGAAGAAAAUUCUCUUGGACAAGCAGAAGAGUCAUUACUUGGGAUGAAGUGUAUCGGAUUGAAGCUGGAUGAAGAAUGGAAAAACGGAAGCAAGAGGCUUUGGCUACAGCUCGUUUACAAUGACGACAAUAAGUACUAUGGGUACCGCAUCUUUUUGAACAGCAAUCCUGAUGUCGACGGUAACGGCCAAUGCAGGCUGUUGGUUGCCGGAUUUUUUGAGAAGCCGAUUCACCGGCGGGAUUCAAUGGACGAUGAACUGAUCGAUUGUGGCUUCAAACAGGUGGUUGGAUUUGCUAGCUGCGACAAGAAGGAUUCCUGGGCGACUAUGGGCAUGAUGGACAGCGCGAAUGCAAGGUCAAAUUGUAUCUGCUGUAUCCAAUCACAAAGCACCUACAAGACGAACUUUCCAGACUGGAUGGUGGAAUAUGCCCAAAACAAUGGUAUUGAGAACGGGCUUCUAGCAGCCAAAGUUGAAGCCGGGUGGAAAUACUGUCCUUUGCGCUGCCGAGAACAUUCAAACCCAAUCAUGUUUCAGAAGCUUCAAGAUGAUACCAACAAUGGAAACAACACAUACUCCGAAGAUCAGUUGCGAGGUAUUCGAGAAAGACAUGGAUGUGUAGUCAAUGAGCCACUUCUAGAUAUCCAUCCCUCGAAACAAACUUUUGGAGGCCUGCAUAAUGGCGCAGGAUUGGAGAACCACAUUAAGAAUAACACGGAUAUGAGAUUGGGACAUAUCGAUGCACUCAAAAGUGCGGGAACGACGACAUGGCUGGAAAAAAUGGACGGCGUAAAGGUGCAGUGUAAGCAUGAGAAAGCCAACACCAAAAGACGCCUCAAAGCAUUGAAAAAGAAGAUCGACAAUUUACAAUCAGGCAUCAACAGCGCAAAAAUCAUCAUUGAACGAGCGGAAGAUCCACACAGAAGAUUUGCAUCAACGUCGGAUGCUUGCGUGCAGAACGUGCGAGCAGAACUUGCUAUUUUGCUUUCUGAGAAAGAACCCCUUGACGGUGAGUACGGCGAGAAUCUUCGUCUACACAUGGGUGCCGACGUCCUCCCGAAACUGAUUGAAAGAUACCUCAGUACAAAGAAACCCAAAGGUCCAGCUCAGUGGGCCUUUCGCAAAGCUAUUGAAUUAGCGGGUCCUAAAUUCAAUCCACAAUUUGGAGGAAUGGAUUUGUCACAUGCUCACGGAUUGUUGAUGCUCGAGAAAUUUUCCGAGAUCACCAAAAUGGUUGGUGGCGGUGGAUACAGACCGGGUGAGGAAAAGCAUCAGAUGGUUGCGCAAGCAAUGGGGGAAUCACAAGAGAUAACCACGCCUAUGUUCACGAUGAACACGCUCCUCAAGUCGCAACAAAAAUGGGACGAAGAUAAGAUUGAUGAGCUGAAACGGAAUUGUUUUAUGAUGUUCUUCAAAUGGCUGAAAUAUUUCCCCAAACAGGGUGUGUUUCCAAAACUGCAUGAUGUGGCAUGGCACAUUCCUCAGUUCGUCACUCGGAACUGGAUGUAUGGAAUAUUGUCAGAAGAAUCGAUGGAGAGUCGUCAUCAAGAGCACCAGAAAUUGCUUUCAAUUUUGAGUUUCAUGCCAAAUACGAAGCUUCGAAAUGAUGUGUUCACAAGCCGCCUUCAAGUCUAUCAGCUUCCAGAAUUUGAAAAGGAAAAGGCAACACUGACUGCAAAAACCACUAAGAAGAAGCGAGGCAAGUACAACAUCAAGCCAAAGAAUAAUUCUUUGCCCAUUUUGCAAACUGAAUUGAUUCUGGAUGGCGUGAACAUUCGCAUCAACAAAGACAUGUCCAUCGAACCAAGUUGGCUUGAAGUCUACAAUAUGGUUGCCCGUGGCAUAGUUCCGAGCUCCUGGGAAAAAAAUAUUUAG